This is a messenger RNA of Laccaria bicolor S238N-H82, 1221 nucleotides long. RefSeq lists its product as uncharacterized. The transcript is spliced from 2 exons. Lineage: Eukaryota; Fungi; Basidiomycota; Agaricomycetes; Agaricales; Hydnangiaceae. The annotation marks the transcript as partial. The record is from RefSeq and is a predicted model, not a curated record.
AUGCCUCACAAAGAUACUCCCAACCCAUCCCAACCCAGUACACCAAACCCACCCAACCGGAGGGAGGCGCGACGCGCCCCCAACGGACAGCUCGACAAACCCGACCACAGACCCCAUCCGGCACGACCGCCUCCUUCCUGGAGAACGCGGUCGGAAGGGGCGCUGGACGCAGAACGCGCGACCACCCCAACCCCGCAGUCCUACAACGACGUAGACAUGACCAUGGGAGACCAGAACGACCCAAACCGGCGCGUCCCAUGGGACGAAGACAUCGAGUCAUCCGGAGACGAAAAUGACCAAAGGGGAAUCGACCAAGAAUCCAUACAGGCCGACAGAUUCAGCCACCUCGCAGAUCGCUCGAUGAGCAGGGACGAGAAGUUAGAUCACCUAUACAACUCCCUCUUAGACGCCGGGUUCUUCGUACAGGCAUUGGAGAGUGGGGGAGAAAUGGAUAUUGCAAGGACUGACCAAAAAAUCACAGGAUGCAUGACGGGCCUAUCAAACGCGCUCCUCAACCAGCCAUACAGAGUCAUCAUGGAACAGCAAGCAGGCCUCGCGAAGGCAAUCCACGAGAUCAGCAAGAACAUGACGACGACCAUGGAGAACAUGGCGACGAUCAUGGAGAAUGUUCAGAACAACGGAGAAAAGAUUGAACACAUGAAGAAUGAGACAGCCAACAGCCUAACAGCAACCUCAGACCGGCUCAAAGCCUUGGAAUCCCUGGCCACCGACACUCAGUCACGAAUCGCAAACCUGGAAAACCGAGGUGCUGGACCCCAAACACGAAACACGGAACCCACCUCAAACCCAAGCCACACAACAAGCCACGCCACUGGCCCGACGUUCAAACCCAAAGGGAAAACUGAGGGAAACCCGGGACCAACCAAGAAGAGCACCAACCCAGCAUCGGCCCAUCACCCAAGCCGAGCGGUCAUCCGUUUCCUGCCUGACGGGAUUAGGGACGAAGACCGCCUAGACCCAAUGGUAAUAGUCAAUACAAUCAACAACGCCCUCGCCAACGCACCCUCCCUCAAGGCCAAGCACAUCAGAGCUGUAACUGCAACCUACAAUAACCAAGGUAACCUCAUCGUCUCAACGCGUGCUGACCAACGCGCCGCAGAUCUGCUCCAAUACGCAGAGCUCUUCAUUCCGCUAAUCGACCAAGGAUACAACACAAGUGUCAUAGAAGACAAAAAAUGGUUUAAGAUUCAAAUCGACGGC